UUGGCCACAGUUUCUUCCACAGAACCUGGGAUUAUUGAGGUGCAGGCUGUAGUGGCCCUAGAAACACCAACAUUACACGGGAAGAACAAAAAAAUGUGCCGGUGUUAGUGUGUUAAAACCAACACAAGACGAGUAACAAUAAAACAAGAGUUACAAGACAAGAAGUGUGACAACAUAGUCCUCGAGAGGAGAAAAUAUUUAAGUAAGAACUUCAGUGCUGGUGUCGAGGGUAGUGAAGAUGUCUUAGUAACCUUAUUUAGAUGCAGUCAAUUUUAUACAAUUACAUUUAUCUUAUAUAGCAACAUGGGUAAAUUACUUGAAUAACCCCUCAAAAAUAUCAGAGUGGUUUAUUAUCUUUAAAAGAAGAUUAAAAAAUAUUGUCUGAAAAGAACUAGCAAACGAGUUUGAAGUAGAAUAAUACAAAUAGAAAUUAACAUACCAAUAGUCCAUCAUAAUGAAAUGUGUCAAAUUAAAUGUAUUUAUGGAGAAGGUAAUCAGGUCAUUAGAUUGCAAGAUAUUGUUAGUGCAAGAAUUUAGACUCUGGUACUGAACACCUGCUGCUAGCCUGAGAAACUAGUUAAGUGUGUCGCCUGAACGGCUAGUUUAUUGUGCACUCAAUUAUCAUCCUGUGAACAGUAGUGCAAAGAAGAAAAAAACAGGAUUGCAGAGUCACAAUGAGUCAGACCCCACUGAACAUUGUUACAUCACUGGACUGACCACCUUAAAACUACUUGCAAACUCUUCUGUACUCGACUGAAGAAGCCUACUGUGUAGGCGACACCUUUCGGAAUAAAAAUACUUAUGGCAAUGGUUGAGGCAUUUGAGGUGAUGGCUGGGAGGUUUAGAGGUUGUAUGGUUGGAGCACUGAUGGGAGACUGUCUUGGUGCUCCAUUUGAAGGAGAACCUCGCAAUUCACGCUCUGUGCUCAAUUCAUAUUUUAAAAGACUUUGUGAUCCAGACCUUAAAGUACCAUACAAGCAGUAUACUGAUGACACUGCAAUGACAAGAUGUGUGGCCCAGUCCCUCAUUAGUCAGAAAAGUUAUAAUGCCACAGAUAUGGCAAAAAGGUUUGUAAAGGAGUACUAUGCAGAACCAAAACGAGGAUAUGGUGCUAAUGUUACUGAUGUAUUUGCUGCUUUGCGUGCCUCAAAGUUCAAAGAUGUCUAUGGUCCUGCAGCAAUUCAGUUUAAUGGCCGAGGCUCAUAUGGUAAUGGAGGUGCUAUGAGAGUUGCUCCUGUUGCUCUUUUCUGUUGUGCUACUAGAAGACAGGAGCUAAUAGAUAUAGCCCGAGACAUGGCACUCAUAACUCAUGGCAACAGACUGGGUUAUAAUGGAGCAGUUCUGCAGUGCCUUGCUGUGUAUGAAGCACUCCAAACCCCUAUCAACACGCUGGACACUGUCAAGUUCGUUGAGAAUCUCAUAACAAAAAUGAGGGAGGUCGAAACACCACAAGAAGACGAUAUUGUGGAUGAGGGAGAAGAGCCUUAUGUUUAUGUCACGAGAUUAGAGAAAAUACUGGAAUUGAUGGAGCAUGGUGAUUCUGUCAGCUGUGAACGAGUGGAAGAGGAACUAGGAGUCUAUAUUUCUGCUCAUAUGUCUGUUCCUACUGCCAUCUAUUCAUUUAUCAGAGCUACAAAUCCUAUUGCAGAUAUUGAGACCGAAAAUGAAUUUCAAAGGACACUGCAAUUUGCCGUAAGUUUAGGUGGAGAUACAGAUACUAUAGCAUCUAUGGCUGGAAGCAUUGCAGGUGCUUAUUAUGGGAUUGCAAAAAUUCCAGAAAACCUUCAGAGGCAUUGUGAAGCUCUGUCAGAUGCUGUGCAACAAGCUGACGAUCUCUUCAGCCUUCGAGACACUAAUACAUCGACUUAACAGGAUCAGUGUUGUACAGCACUAAGAGUGGAGGGAGGGGGUGAUUAAGGUUUCAAGUAGUAUGUGCUUGAGUCUUCUACAUGCAUGAAUGAGUGUGCUAGAUUGGAAUGACUGAAGACAAAGUCAGUGUUUAGGAUCUGACAUCUGUUGGAGUGCGAGCAAGGUAACCCAUGUGAAGGGACUCUGGGGAAACUUUUUUAACUAGACUGGAGUCUUGGGGGUGGGAAAUACAGUGCCUACACUCUGAAGGAGGGGUGAGGAUGUUGCUGUCUGAUGGAUCAUUUGAAUUGUAAUGUCUGCAUAUGAUUGGCAAGGCAACUACUGAAUGAUUGAUGCUGAAUGUGUUUAACUUUUUAAGGGUCUUCCUACCUUAGUGGGAACCAACUAGUAUGGUAAAAAAGAAAAUUUGUGAAUAGCGUGCUCUUGAGUGACAUAUGUAUACAGUAGACCGUCAUUUAGCACAAGUUUAUUUGGCACGAUUCGGGUAUAGCACGAUUGAAGAAUUGCGGCACAAUUUUGUGUAACACAUAAAAUUAAUUUAACACGGUUCAGUUUGUGGUAAGGAAAAAAAAUUCCCUUUUCCUCAAGCAUCUGCCUUGUAGUGGAUCAGCUGGGGAGACCCCUCAAUCCCCUGCCACCCCCUGACACCAUCCCAGCUUUCGUACUUCAUACGUGUCCAGUCUCUCUCUCUGCUACAAGCUAGCUGUGUUUGUGAAUUGUUUUGAUAUUUUAAUUACUAUAUCUUGUAUCUGCCAAGCAAUCAUGACACCCAAUAGGCAUACCAACGUUGCUGAAAGUGGCAAGAAUAGGUAUAAGCGUUUAAGUCUUAGAAUUAACGAAGGAAACAAAGAUAUUAGACAAGAGAUAACAGUAAUGAAGUCUUACUUUGUACACAUAAAAAGAGGUAAACAUGAGUUUGUGUGACUGACUUACUGAAUGACUGACUUGCUGACUUGACUGAGUGACUUACUGACUGAAUGACUCACUGACUUGACUGAAUAACUUAAUGACUUGACUGAAUUACUUGCUGACUUGACUGAAUGACUUGACUGACUGAAUGACUUACUGGCUUGAUUGACUGACUGAGUGACUUAGUUAGACACUCCAGUACAACCAUCGACUUCAGUACCAGAACUUCUGCCAUCCACCUCAGCCCAGUAAGGCCACAGCAUAACUCUCCACAAUUUAAGGUAAGAAAUACUAUUAUUUCUGUUACAUGUGUAGUCUUAACCAGUAAAAAUAAUAUAAUACAUCACACCAAUGAACUACAAUUCCAUAUUCAUUUUAUUUCUGAUGGAUAUGGAGGCCUAAAAAAAAGUUGUUCGGCUUUUUUGGGGCUCCCAGGAACAUAACCCUAUUUUCCCCGUAAAUUCUUCCGUUCAUCUCACACAGUUUUACCUAACACGCCAUUUUCAGGAACGUAACUGCCAUGUUAAAUAAUGGUCUACUGUAUUACAUUUUGUAUAACUGUAUUCUUCAUCAUAGUUGAACUUUUAGCAUUACAUUUAUACAGCGCAGUUCACAGUGAAUUCUCUCUUGUUUAGGUUUCUCCCAAAUUCUUAAACUUAAAAAUUUGGUGUAACUUAUAUGCAUAACAUUUGAAAUUUUAGUGAUAAUGUACUGUAAUUCCCAAUCUUGAGUUGGAUAAUCUCUCUCUAAUUCAAAAAUUUUCAUCCAUGUAAAAAUGUUUCUCUAAAUGAUAGUUUUCAAUAAUCUCAGUAAUUUCCCGAAUCAAAGAGAUAAUUCAUAAUUUGGAAAAUCUCUAAUUUAGACUUCCAAACAGUUUUUCCCCCAAAAAAAUUUGUUAAAGAAUUUAUUUUUCAAAAUAUUUUGAAUAAGAGAAAAAACUCUUCAGUUGCUUUCUAAUUCAAAUUUAUAUUUUGAACGAGGAAAGAAAAUUUCUCUUAUUCAAAGUUUUCUGCAGUUUGAACCCCCUUAAGCAAGAAUUAGUUCAAAUACACUGAGAAAUAAAUAACUAUGUAAUUAAUUAAAAUUCCUAUGCAGUACUGAUAAAGCUUUUAGGGCACUUUAUGGUGUACCAAGCUUUUGUAUUCUUUGAGUUAUAGAUUGAGUUAUAGUUGUUGCCACAUUUAAUUACUGUAUAUCAUAAUAACAGUUGUUCUUAUGAUGUAAUUGCAUCCACAUAAACCUUUAUAUAUUUCUACCUUGUGUCAGCAUGUAUGCUAAUGUGAAUUUUUUUUUGUAUUAAAAUUAUGAUUGAAUGUAUUAUAUGUAAUUUGGUAUAGAAAUAUGAGUAUAUAUGUCAUUUGCAUCUCUCUCAUCCCUAACAUUCAGUCGUUGGGGGAAUGUGUUUCUGAAAACCAGCGGGAAUUAUCAUUUUAUGAAGGCCAAAAUAAGUAUAACAUGGUAUAAUUAGCCCGUAUGUGAUAGAUGCAUUCCUAGAAGUCACAGUGAAUACUACUGUAAGAUUUAUUGUACUGCAGAAUAGUACUAUACAUAAAGCAAAGUAGUUACUGUCUCACACAGUCAAAAACCAUACACAUACCAGUAUAGAUAGAAACAGGAAAACAAAGUUUCAGUGAUAUUUGUUCAAUACACUUGUUUUGGAGCAUUGACAUCUGUAAGAUGAUGCCUCUACAUAAACCUUGCUACCUUGGAAGUUUCUUAUGAUUAGCCGGAAUCUAGCACCAGUAUGGAAUCCACGUCUGAAAAAGUAGGUUCAAAAACUCAAGAAAGUACAGAAGUAUACAACGAGGACUGUUCUUGAGAUGAGGGCAUGAACUAUGAGGCUCCCCUCAUGGUUCUAAUGGAACUGAAUUUAAUGACAUUGAGAACAGAAGAACCAAGGGAAAUAUAACAUACAAAAUACUCAGGAUUCGAUGGGGUAGAUGGACAGGAUGUUUGAGAGGUGAGGGACUGGUACUCGGGAACACAGCUUGAAGUUAGACACAAAUGAGCCACAGGAAUGUCAGGAAAUUUCUUCAGUCUCAUAGUGGAAGUGGUGGGGGCAUGCUCCAUACAUAGUUUUAAAAGCAGGUAUGAUAUGGCCCAUGAGGCAAAGAGCCGGCAAGUAACAAGUUGUAAGGUGGGGGCCAUGAGCUAUGACUCAACCUCUGCAACCACACUAUAGUAUAGGUGAGUAAAACACACACACACACACACACACACACACACACACACACACACACACACACACACACACACACACACACACACACACACACACACACACAUACACACACAUACACACACAUACACACACA
This is a messenger RNA of Cherax quadricarinatus, 5093 nucleotides long. RefSeq names its product ADP-ribosylhydrolase ARH3. NCBI's taxonomy places the organism in Eukaryota, Metazoa, Arthropoda, Malacostraca, Decapoda, Parastacidae. The record is from RefSeq and is a predicted model, not a curated record. Gene Ontology annotation, cellular component: nucleus; mitochondrion.